Molecule: messenger RNA, 711 nt
Organism: Parathielavia appendiculata
Lineage: Eukaryota; Fungi; Ascomycota; Sordariomycetes; Sordariales; Chaetomiaceae
Product: trafficking protein particle complex subunit 2
Exons: 2
Coding region: 120-608 (162 amino acids)
Biological process (GO): endoplasmic reticulum to Golgi vesicle-mediated transport
Cellular component (GO): nucleus; cytoplasm; TRAPP complex
Source: RefSeq, a predicted model, not a curated record
CUGAAAUGAAUGCACCACCCGGCCCCAAUAUUUCACCACGCAGCGCAGAUGGUUGAUCGAUCGCAAGCCAGGCCUUACGUCACAUACAACACCAACAGAAAAGCGGCAACACCAGGACGAUGAGCUACUACUUCGCAAUCAUCGGCACCCAAGACAACCCGCUCUUCGAGUACGAGUUCGGCACAAGCAAGCAGGGCGGCGAUGGCCAGGCACGCUUCAGCGAGCAGGCACGGCAUCUGAACCAGUUUGUUCUGCACAGCAGCCUGGACAUUGUCGAGGAGGUGCAGUGGACAAACGGGCAACUAUAUCUGAAGGUGAUCGACAAGUUCUUCAACAAUUACAUUUCCUGCUUCAUGACGGGCGGCAACGUCAAGUUCCUAUUGCUGCACCAGCCGACAGCGACAGCGGCCGGGGCGACGCGCAACUCGACGUCUGUCGGCGCCAACCCGACGAGUCCACAGACCGAGGAGGCUAUCAAGAACUUCUUUAACGAGGUCUACGAGAACUAUAUCAAAGCUAUCAUGAGCCCGUUUCACAAAGUUAAUAUGGAAAUCCGGAGUCCGGUAUUUCGGCAGAGGGUUGCGGCGGCUGGAAGGAAAUAUUUGUAGAUACCAGGGAAGCAGCUUAUAAAAGCAUGGACACCAUCACAUAUGGUCCAGUCACAGCGCAGGCAACAGCAAGUGAUGAUCAAAAUCAAUGCAUUUCAUCGGC